UCGGUUGAAGUUGCCUACUGUGGCGGGCGAGAAUACUAGAACGAGAGGAAAUUUGUUAUUUAGCCAUGUCCGAGAACAGCCGACAGUUGUGGAAGAGGAGUGCCAACCUACCGGGCAGGGUGCCCCCAUUUCAUCUCAAGAACAGAAAAGCAUCCAGUUUCCAUGAGUUUGCAAGAAAUACAAGUGAUGCUUGGAACAUUGAAGAUGAUGAAGUACUGCAUUCUUCUUCUUCUCAGACUGUAAAGUCGAGCAUAGCUGUGGAGGUCAUUGGCAGCUUCAAAGAAAAAAGCUGCUCCCAGGCCAUUGUAAUAAAUUCCAUCAGUGAAGGUCAGCCACACAGAGGUAAUUCAUCAUUCUACAAACCUCCGCAAAAGCAACAGCAGCAGUUUCCUCUCCGUCCUAUCAUUCCACUUGUUGCCAGAAUUUCUGACCAGAAUGCUUCUGGAGCACCCCCCAUGACUGUACGGGAAAAAACACGCCUAGAAAAGUUCAGGCAACUUCUCUCUUGCUCCAACACUGACCUAGAGGAAUUGAGAAAGUGCAGCUGGCCCGGUAUUCCACGAGAGGUGCGCCCCACUACUUGGAGACUUCUUUCGGGCUACCUCCCUGCCCAUAAGGAGAGACGCAAACUGACCUUACAACGCAAGCGUGAGGAGUACUUUGGCUUCAUUGAACAGUAUUAUGACUCUCGGAAUGAAGAGCAUCACAAAGAUACAUAUCGUCAGAUACAUAUUGACAUUCCAAGGACUAAUCCUCUAAUUCCAUUAUUUCAACAAUCAUUAGUUCAAGAGAUCUUUGAGAGAAUCCUGUUUAUCUGGGCAAUACGGCAUCCAGCAAGUGGAUAUGUUCAAGGAAUCAAUGACUUGGUGACUCCAUUCUUUGUUGUGUUUCUGACAGAGCAUGUGGAAGAUGAUGUGGAGAAUUUUGACGUGGGCAGUCUUCCCAAGGACAUUCUGCACAGCAUUGAGGCUGAUAGUUUCUGGUGUAUGAGCAAGCUUUUAGAUGGCAUCCAGGAUAACUACACAUUUGCUCAGCCUGGAAUCCAGAAAAAGGUGAAAGCAUUGGAAGAGCUUGUGAGUCGAAUUGAUGAUCAGGUUCACUGUCAUUUUCAGAAGUAUGAAGUGGAGUACCUACAGUUUGCCUUCCGCUGGAUGAACAACCUUCUUAUGAGGGAGCUGCCCUUGCGCUGUACUAUUAGACUAUGGGACACAUACCAGGCAGAACCUGAAGGAUUUUCUCACUUCCACUUAUAUGUUUGUGCUGCUUUCCUGAUUAAAUGGAGGAAAGAAAUUAUGGAUGAAGAUGAUUUCCAGGGACUGCUCACGUUACUUCAGAAUUUGCCUACAAUCCAUUGGGGCAAUGAGGAAAUUGGUCUACUACUUGCAGAAGCAUACAGGCUAAAAUAUAUGUUUGCAGAUGCACCUAACCAUUAUCGUCGGUAGAUACUAAACUCUGUGUCAAAAAGAAACGGCUCCCCUUUUAAGACAUUUGAAGUUCAACUCCCUUGAGCUACUGUAAUCUCUAUAACUUUCGCCAGACAAGCACUAUUAUCUUACAUAAACACUCCUUAAUUGUGACCCUUUGGUCAUCUGCCACUGUUUAUAUGUUUUUAAUGAUUUAAGUGACUGGAAAUAGAAACUCAACAAUUUUCCAAAUUACCAGUCUGAAUAUUGCAUCAGUAAACAACUCCAAUACAAUAUAUUUGUGUCUAAAACACUGUUUAUAUGUACAAAAAUGAAGGUGUACAGUAAUAGGAUAUAAUACAUGUUCAUUGUGAUUAUUUAUUCACUGACCUCGAAGUAUAAAAUUGUUAUAACAGUGUAUAUAUGUUUACAAAAUAAAGCGUUCAAAUUUUUAUUCGAGAA
Molecule: messenger RNA, 1865 nt
Organism: Spea bombifrons (plains spadefoot toad)
Lineage: Eukaryota; Metazoa; Chordata; Amphibia; Anura; Pelobatidae
Gene: TBC1D22B
Product: TBC1 domain family member 22B
Exons: 12
Coding region: 66-1442 (458 amino acids)
Biological process (GO): activation of GTPase activity
Molecular function (GO): GTPase activator activity
Source: RefSeq, a predicted model, not a curated record